UCAUAAUCAAAUAGGGAGUUAAAUAAUUGAAAUAUUCUAAAUUUGAUAGCCAUUUUACUGAACAGUACUGUAAAAUCUUGGUCAGGUCAAAACUUUCGCCUACUUCUCGGCAGUGAAAGAUGUCGGAAAAUGAGAUUUUUAUUCUGUACAAUGGGCAAAAAGAAGUGUUCGAUAUUGAAGAUGUUACUGACGAAAACUUGAAAGAUUACUUUGGGUUUGAAGUGAAGUUUUUAAUUGAAGAAGAAACGGGAAAAAUUGUGUUUAUCAGAAACCACGAAAAAUUCAAAUUAGGCUCAACAUACAAAUUGAGAACGGCACUUCCGUCGCAAGCCGAAGUAAAUCAAAAACAGAAAAUCAAAAGCAGAAAAUCAAAAACCGAAAAUCAAAAACAUUCUGAAGAUGAACAAAAUAAAAAAAUUGGCAACUUUCUUGCAUCAAAUAAAAGCACUGUUCAAAAUGCACUUAUUGCUUGUCUUGCUGCAUAUGAUCAGAAUCCAAAAGAAUUCCUAGAGCAUCGGAUCCAGGACCAUCAUUUGAAAUCUUUGGUCACUAGCGUCAAUGGAGAUUGCUCUUUUAUCAUUGCCGAAAGUGAAGAUGAAACAACGUUGUACAUUGCGUUCAACGGAACCGAAUGUUUACAAGACUUGGUUACAUAUUUCAAUGAUCCUUCAAAACAAUCUCCAGAUGCCACUUCAGUCGAGAAAACGCGGGGAUCCAUUUUUCUGUCCCGAGCAAAUGCAUUCCCUUUUUCGACAGUUAACAAAUUUAUGGAGGGCAAAAAUAUUGUGCUAUGUGGUCAUUCUCUUGGAGGCACAUUAUCUGCCCUUGUUUAUUGGCAGUUCAAAUCCAAUCAAAGUCGACAUAUCGAACUGACGCCAUAUGAUGAUGUUAUCAAUAUAACCUUCGGUUCGCCACUGUUCGAUGUUUUUUCCUUCAAUUGCUUCGUCGAAAACAGUUCGAAUCCAGAUCCCCGUAUGUAUAAUAUUGUUUCUGAAAGUGACCCAGUUCCAAAUUUAGUUUGCCUCGCUCAAAUUGUUGCCGAACAAAAAAUUAAACUUUCGAUGAGCUCGACAUUAUUAUCAAUCAGGAAUAACGCGAAUUUUUGGCGCUGCAAAAAAUUGUUGGAAAAGGUACUGCGAAUCAUAAGCGUUGUUGCUGAUCCGAGAGCUGUUAUGAGUAAGAAAAUAUCCGAUUCGCUUUCGUCUUUGAAAGACGAAAAUCUCGAAGAGGAAGAAAAGGAACUGCGCCGAAGGUUUUUUCACAUAGGCAACUACAUUGUGUUGCCAGAAGAAAACUCUGAAAAGUUUUACACGUGGAAGUCAGAUAAAAUAAUGCAUUGUUUUGAACAUUUGAAGACAAUCAACUGGGAAAAAGUUUACAGCCACAAGCUGGAAAACUAUGAAAUCAAAAAAGAAAUAAAGAGUUGCUUCGAAAAAAGGACAGAUGCAAGAGACAAAAUUGAAACAAUUGAGUUUUUCGAGCCAAGAGUAAUUGACGGUGAGCUUGUAUGUGAAGAAGAUCAAGAAGAUAAACUCGUAAUUUUGAACUUGAAGGGGGAAAAUAUCGCAUGUAUUUGUCUAGAACGGUGUGAAUUCAAUUUCGGCUUUCGCUUUGGCGUGAACCGCAAAUCUGAAAUUAAACACGUCUUAGUGGGAUCCAGUCCGAACAAAGAAGAGCUAAUUAUAAGUCAGGCAGUCGCCCAAGAAGACUUAAUAAACUCUAGAAUUUUUCACCUGAAACUUGCGACUGUUUUUGGAGAAUGUGAAUACACGCUGCGUAGGAAUGAAAUCAGAAACAUUGAAGUGCCCACAGUCAUGAAGUUCUCGAAAGAUGCGCCAGCGUGCCAGAUUUUGAAGAAAGCUUUUCACAGAGGAGUGGCCUUAUUGGAAAUAUCUGAUGGAAUUAAUUUGCACGGUCCACUCAUUGAAGGAAUUCUUGAUUUAGCUAAAUUGACCCUGGAAGAGAGCGAAUUUGACCAAUUAUCGAGAAUUUUUGAUCUAGGAAAAGACGCUUUGCAGAAUCUUGUGAAUAAUGAAGCGGAAUAUCAAAAAGUGCAGCAACUUUUUGAAAAAAUUACCAACAUUUUGCAAAGUGGCCUGCGUUUGGAGGCAUCCAAAAGCGCCUUAGAGAAGUUAGGCAUCGCUGUAUGUGCCGUUGGAGCCGCAGGGGUUGGCGCUUUUUUAGCUGGCCCCGGGUGGCUUCUUUUUGGGACCAUGCAAAGUCUUGGAAUAGGGGGUGCUGUUGGAUUAUGUGGAGGUGGUUUUGGCGGUAACUGGCUCUUCUAUAGGGAUUUAGGACAGAGAAAUUAUUACUUCUUCCUUCAAAUUGUCGGAAAGCAGCUAUUUAAGGCAUACAAAAAACGACUUCCUUUAGAGGAAACGCACCAGGAUUUAGAAGAUUUAAUUCGGAGAGAUGGCGUGUACCACCUGGAAAAAGCCCUCUCUCUAAUGUACGACCCGCAACUAGGCAAAAACAACUUCAACGGCUGCGAACUUGAAGGGGUGUAUGAAACAUGCAAAGAGGAACUCACAAAACGAAUUGAAGCUAUCAAACAAAUGCAUGAGUUGCGUGAACAGUUGGCAAAGCAGUGUUUCAUUGGAGUUAUCGGUCCCCAGGAUGCAGGAAAAUCGACCUUUCUGAAUCAAAUGUGGAACUGCCACGCUCAGACUGGCAUCAAUCGCCAUACAACCAAGCCUACACUUUACGACAUUAAUGACAAAAUCAAAGUUAUUGAUUUCCCAGGACAAAACAGCUUCGAAGACUACUCCAGAUCAUUCAGUAUUUGUGGAUCAAUGAACAAUAUCAUCAUUGUCAUUCUCUAUUUCACGGGCGAUGUUAGUAAAAUGGUAAGCAGCCAGUUGAAAAAAGUGUUCCACGCUGUCGCAGAUUCUCCGGACCACCGAAUUAUUAUCUGCGUAAAUCAAUGUGGGAACAAACUGAAAGAUCUAGAAGACUAUGAACUGGAACUGGAACAGACGGAGGCCGCGAUAAAAAGUCCUCUGAAGCAGCUGAAGGCGAAUUACAUAAACAAAAUUAACUCUUACUUCCGCGAGACAAACAAUUCACUAAGAGUAUCGUUGAAUGAAAAAACGUAUUUUUUACAGACUGGAAGCUAGAUCAACACUUUCGAGAUAGAUUUGGAAUUUCAGGAAUCGAGGAAAUAAAAGAGGUUUUGAAAAAGAGCAUGAUUGAUUUGGGGGCUAUCAAAUCAACAGCUACAGACGAUCUGAACGCAGCUUUCAGGCAGCUAUAAAUAAAGACAAGACUGCUCGUAUCAGGGCGAAGCUUUGAAUGUUUUGACUACCUUUUAUGGUCUAUAGAGCAGAGUUCGUUUUGAAAACUGAUAGAUACUUCAAAAAAUAAGAAUUUAUUUAAAUUAUCCCCCACGCGCCAUAUAGAAUACAAA
This is a messenger RNA of Symsagittifera roscoffensis, 3406 nucleotides long. RefSeq lists its product as uncharacterized. Gene Ontology annotation, molecular function: GTP binding. The coding region runs from base 120 to 3116 and encodes 998 amino acids. Gene Ontology annotation, biological process: lipid metabolic process. The transcript has 2 exons. Lineage: Eukaryota; Metazoa; Xenacoelomorpha; Acoela; Convolutidae. The record is from RefSeq and is a predicted model, not a curated record.